Betta splendens (Siamese fighting fish) is the source of this 836-nucleotide messenger RNA. RefSeq names its product sperm-associated antigen 16 protein. The record is from RefSeq and is a predicted model, not a curated record. NCBI's taxonomy places the organism in Eukaryota, Metazoa, Chordata, Actinopteri, Anabantiformes, Osphronemidae. The coding region runs from base 57 to 800 and encodes 247 amino acids. The transcript has a single exon.
GAAGUGGCAAGCAGUCACCAUAGCAACGCGUCAAACUGAACAAGCCAAACCAAACGAUGGACGAGACUGAGAAAAAUCAAGAAAUACAGAAUGGCAGUGUUUCUAAUGACACUGUCGGUGACUUUGAAUGUAAAGAUGCACCCCUAGAAGACGACUGGACUAAGUUAGACAGGGAAGAAAGUUUGGAAACGACAGUGGAAGCUGUUAGGCAGCCAGCACAGGCCACAGUUUCCGAAGUCAGACCUGAAGCCGGACUUGAAGCCGUCGAUGACUUUUUACGCAACUUUCUUUACCAAGCGGGCAUGACAGAAACCCUGGACUGCUUUCAGUCUGAGUGGGCGGAGAUGAGGGACAAAGGGCUCGUGGACGCAGCGCGGUUCGGCGCGGUACCGAGCGUGUACGCUGAAAACCAGCGCUUGGCCAGAGAGCUGAGGCGCGCGGAGCGGGAGAGGGAGGAGCGCGAGCGGGCCGCGGCCGCAGCCGCGCGGGCCGCGCGGAGGGUGCAGAAAGCCCGAGACCUCCAUCGGAUGCAGUGCGCGCGUGUCCUGCAGGAGAGGAACCGGCUCGUCGAGGAGCUGAGGAGGCUCAAGGCGCAGUGCGACGACCACGAGCCCGCGGUGAGGCGCAUGAACGAAAAGCACCGAGCGCUUUUAAAGCAGACCACGCCGGCGACUUUGGAGACGGACGAGGCCGCAGCGCAGAGCAGCUGUCAGUCAGCCGAGCGCAGCGCCCUCCUCUGCGAGGAUCCAGCAACUCCCACAGCUGCCGACCGCCCAAGGAGCUGCACUGGUGUGCAGUGAAGACAGAUGCCUAUUAAAAUGAAUACCGCACACUCA